Molecule: messenger RNA, 426 nt
Organism: Rhagoletis zephyria (snowberry fruit fly)
Lineage: Eukaryota; Metazoa; Arthropoda; Insecta; Diptera; Tephritidae
Source: RefSeq, a predicted model, not a curated record
AUGAACAAGGUCUGGGGCAUGCUGCCGCUGGAGGACCAGGUGCAGGCGCCCAUCGUCAAGGCGAUGAAAGUCCUGAAGACGCUGGUCGACUCUCCCGUCGAGUGGAUUAGAGAGAACGUCGUAGAGAAGUACCGCGGCCCUCCCUACCCGUACUACCACCGAAAGUUCAAGCGUGUGCCUACCAUUGAUCAGUGCUACAACGACGACAUGGGCUGCUUUCACGAGGCCAAUGAGCAGUACAAACGUGACCGACAAGUCGACUUUGAAAUCAUCAAAAUCCUGAAGCAACGCUACUUUCGGUGCUCCUACUUUGAGCGAAGCAUCAACGAGUGGUACGACCUGGACAAAAUCUGCCUGAAGGAGAAAGACGAUCUGAAGCAGGCAGAGUUGAACCUGUUCAUCAAAUGUAAGUGUCAUCACCUUUAG